This is a messenger RNA of Trichoderma citrinoviride, 1473 nucleotides long. RefSeq lists its product as hypothetical. The transcript is spliced from 2 exons. Gene Ontology annotation, cellular component: cytoplasm; SBF transcription complex. Lineage: Eukaryota; Fungi; Ascomycota; Sordariomycetes; Hypocreales; Hypocreaceae. The record is from RefSeq and is a predicted model, not a curated record. Gene Ontology annotation, molecular function: transcription coregulator activity. Bases 1 to 1473 code for a protein of 490 amino acids.
AUGGACGGCGAUGCCGCGUGGUCCCAGAGCGAGGUGGCAGAAACUCCCCGGGAGCCGUCGCCGAAGCAAUCGCAGCAAUCCGAUGCCCUCGACGCCAGUGGCUCCGGCGCCGCCCUCAGCGCUCCUCUGACCGUCACCAACUCGCAGGAAUCACAUGUUACCAGCUCCUCGGCCCCGGCGAUGACGCCCCCAGCCAGCGAUAUCAGCAGCGUCACGGACGGCGCCGCGGGGUAUCUGGCCCACGAUGCCUCGUCUGCCGCCGCCCGAGACAAGACCGAUCAUCUGCUGCAGCUGUCCACCAUUGCCGCGGCCCAGGACAGGAUAUCAACCGCGGGCGCCUCGAGGAAGCGCAUGGCUGAUGGCGAGGUCAAGACCGGCAUGAGCCCUCCUAGGGGCGGCGGCCAUGGCCAUGCCAGGAAUCUCAGCACCGUCAGCGUCACGUCCACCGGCAGCACCAUAGGAGAGCUGUCUGCCGAGCUCAAGACUCGCCUCUCGUACGCCAUGAUGAAGGUCAACUUUGGCUGGCAGGGCCACUCCAUCGAGGAAGUCGAAUCAAUGGCCGCUUCCCAGGCUGUCUCUCCCGCCUCGGGCUCGUCCACCAUCAGGCGGCACAGCUCCUCGGCAAGCCCCCGUCUGGACGUCACCACUGCAUCUGCUCAGGUACAUCUCGCCCAACAGGCCGCCGCCCGCCGCAAGUCCGAUUCUCCAUACCUGACCUCUAACAAGCCCUCUCUCGCUCCUCCGGCCACCAUUCAGCCGUCCAUCUCUGCCACGCGCUCCAACCCGCGCCGCAACUCCAGCCCGCGAUACACCCCGACUAUGCUUUCACACUCCCACUCGGCGUCUCCUCAUACUCCUGGCCAGCCAAUGCUCAUCGAUUCCCACCAAUCCCUGUCCCAGCCUGCGCGCAUGACCGACCCCGUCCUUUAUCCGUCUCACCAGAAUGUUAGGGAGCAAGAUGCCAUGGAGGCGUUGCUCUUCAUGAGUAGUCCAAACAACUCAGCCAACCUGAAGCAUACAUUCUCGCCAUCAGCCUCUCCAAAUCCGCAGACCGGCGCCUUUAGGAAUCCCGCGACAAGACACGCGUUGCCCAGCGCCCCCAGGAAGGUACUUCCCGGACACAGGCCAGUGAAUGUCCAAAGGAGGCCUGGAUUUGACAAGUCUCCUGGAAUGAUGCACCCUCCAGGAUCGCCAAUGGACGUGGAUUCGCCGCAGCACUCAUACUAUAGCCCGAACGGUACUACGCCCAAGCGACGCGUCAAGGGGCCCAACAGCCACUUGAGAGGGUCUCUUUCGCUUCCUUCAGGACUAGGCGCUUCGCAUACCGGUGCCCGGAGAGUUUUGCGUGAUGAGGACAUUGAAAGAAUGCUCGACCGAGCAGGUGCUGAAGCAGCCGACUCUUCGGACGACGAAGAGAUUCAGAUUCCUCGUCUGAGGAACGAGUCGACUGGCAUGAUGGGGGUCCGGGGGUGA